AUGUCUACCUUCGCUUUUAUGGUCCUCUGCGUCCAGGCUUGCCUGAUCCAAAACGUGUACGGCCAGUACUUGGGUGGUCUGGGUGGUUGUGGUUGUGGAGCCGGCUGGAACGGUGUAGCAGCUGGUUGGAACGGACUCGGUGCUGGGUGGAGUGGAUUCGACGGUGGAUACGGCGGUGGUUGCGGUUCAUACGGCGGCGAGGGCAUCGGCAACGUGCGAGUCGUGGGUGAGCUGCCCGUCGGUGGUGUCACCGCUGUCGGCGGCCGCGUGCCCAUCAUCGGUGGUGUCGAGUUUGGAGGUCCCGCCUGCGCUGGAGGUGCCGUCUCUAUCUGCGGACACUGCGCUCCCACUUGCGGCUGUGGACGUGGUCUGGCUGGAUACUACUAAA
This is a messenger RNA of Bombyx mandarina (wild silkworm), 388 nucleotides long. Its product is annotated as chorion class A protein L12-like. The record is from RefSeq and is a predicted model, not a curated record. Gene Ontology annotation, cellular component: egg chorion. Gene Ontology annotation, molecular function: structural constituent of egg chorion. NCBI's taxonomy places the organism in Eukaryota, Metazoa, Arthropoda, Insecta, Lepidoptera, Bombycidae. Gene Ontology annotation, biological process: chorion-containing eggshell formation; multicellular organism development.